Molecule: messenger RNA, 4699 nt
Organism: Anguilla anguilla (European eel)
Lineage: Eukaryota; Metazoa; Chordata; Actinopteri; Anguilliformes; Anguillidae
Gene: mgat4a
Product: alpha-1,3-mannosyl-glycoprotein 4-beta-N-acetylglucosaminyltransferase A
Exons: 16
Coding region: 626-2227 (533 amino acids)
Biological process (GO): protein N-linked glycosylation
Cellular component (GO): endoplasmic reticulum; Golgi stack; endoplasmic reticulum-Golgi intermediate compartment
Molecular function (GO): acetylglucosaminyltransferase activity
Source: RefSeq, a predicted model, not a curated record
AUCACUGUUUGUAAAAGGUCCAUAACUGUUUCGCUGGUGGCGGAUGGUAUGCAGAUCGAACUUGAACGGGAAUAAAGACGGAACUGAAGUAACUGCUAAUACGUUAAUGUGACUUAACCAGUCAGGAUUUAUAUAGUAGGCUAUUAUUCCAGACUUUUCUACAGUCUCACCAUUCAGUGAAUUCGGUCACAUUUAGGCUACAAUACCCGACCCAGAGACGUCGAGAGUGGCUACACUGUGGGAUUUUUCGGUUUUACAUUCAAAGUCAUUCGCGAUCCCGUACUCUCCAGCCAAGCAACUUGGACGCGAACGCUUGCCGGCCAGCGACAACUGUUGAAGACGACGGGUGUUGCACGAAGCUCCUAAACGUAGCCUAGGCUACUUGUCCACCUAUCCUUUUUCCAGAUUGAUUUGAAUGAGUAAUAGUGGCUGUGGUCAUGUUUUUGCAUCUCUGACGGACUGUGAGAAUGCUGCGAUCGGCCUCGACUCGUGAUUGACCAGCGGCGGCGCGCCUGACGACGCAGUCGGGUCGGUCGGACCCCUUCCUUCCGUCCCCGCGGCACGAGGGGCUCUGAGGAAGCACAUCUGCCCGGAGAUCAGCGCCGUGGAAGCCUGCUGAAAUGAAAUGAGGCUCAGAAAUGGAACUGUUGCCACCGCGAUUAUUUUUCUCACGUCUUUUCUCAGCUUGUCUUGGUAUACUGCCUGGCAAAAUGGAAAAGAGGAGCUGAUAGCGUACCAGCGGGAGUUCCAUGCCCUGAGAGAGCGCCUCCGUGUGGCGGAGCACAGGACACUGCAGCGCUCUACCGAGCUCAACAGCAUCCUGGAGCAGUUCAGACGCGCCAUCGCUGAGACCAACGGGAGCAAGGAUGCCCUCACAAACUUCUCCCAUGAGACUCAGAAGCUGUUGAAGGAACUGGUCCACAGGAAGCCGCUCCAGGUGCCAAAUAUCUACUACCACAUGCCCCACCUGCUGAACCGGGAGGAGAGCCUGCGGCCAGCCGUGCAGGUGGGGCUGGGCAGGACCGGAGUAACCAUGGUGAUGGGGAUCCCCACGGUGAAGCGGAAGGUGAAGUCGUACCUGGCCGAGACGCUGCACUCGCUGAUCGACAAGCUCUCCCCGGAGGAGAAGCUGGACUGCGUCAUCAUCGUCUUCGUCGGAGAGACGGACACGGAGUACGUACACAGCGUGGUGGAGGACCUGGAGAAAGAGUUCUCCACAGAGUUCAGCUCUGGCCUUCUGGAGCUCAUCUCGCCUCCAGCCAGCUACUACCCCGACCUCAAGAACCUGAAGGAGACCUUCGGAGACUCCAAGGAGAGGGUCAGGUGGCGGACCAAGCAGAACCUGGACUACUCCUUCCUGAUGAUGUAUGCUGUCAGCAAAGGGGUGUACUAUGUGCAGCUGGAGGACGACAUCGUGGCCAAACCCAACUACUUUGCCACCAUGAAGAACUUUGCCCUGCAGCUGUCCUCCGAGGACUGGAUGAUCCUGGAGUUCUCCCAGCUCGGCUUCAUCGGAAAGAUGUUCCAGGCUCCAGAUCUGAACCUGAUCGUGGAGUUCAUCUUGAUGUUCUACAAGGAGAAGCCCAUAGACUGGCUAUUGGACCACAUCCUCUGGGUUAAAGUCUGCAACCCUGAGAAAGAUGCGAAGCACUGUGAGAGGCAGAAAUCCGGUCUGCGGGUGCGCUUCAGGCCCUCUCUCUUUCAGCAUGUGGGGCUGCACUCCUCCCUCGCCGGAAAGAUCCAGAAGCUCACGGACAAGGACUUCCUGAAGCCUCUGCUGCACAAGAUCCACGUGAACCCGCCGGCGGAGGUGUCCACCACGCUCAAGGUGUACCAGGGCCACACGCUGGAGAAGACCUACCUGGGCGAGGACUUCUUCUGGGCCAUAACGCCCACCGCCGGGGACUACAUCCUCUUCAAGUUCGACCGGCCCGUCAGCAUCCAGCGGUACCUGUUCCGCAGCGGAAACCAGGAGCACCCCGGCGACAAGCUGGACAACACCACCGUGGAGGUCCUGCCCCUGUCGGAUCCUGGCCUGAAGAACACAGAUAAAUACAAACAGACGGAGGAUCACUACUACAGAAUCGGUCAUUUUGAGAAGGGCGUGGCCGAGGCAGCGGUGGAUCCCGCCUUUAACCCCGUGGUGGCGCUGCGCCUCACCUUGCUCAAGGACUCCGCCGUGUGGGCCAUCAUCAGUGAGAUCCACAUUAAGAAGGUAGCAGGUUAGCAUGCUCCAGUGAGGCCUGUCCAGUGGAGUGGCCUCUCUCUCGCUCUGCGCCUUCCCCCGACCCCCCCCCCCCACGGGCAACAGUGACCAAGAUGGAUCCCAGCAUUCGUCCGUCACCUCCUCCUUUCUACCUCACCGGAAUGUGGAAACUACUGAAAAAAAAAAUCAUUUAUGAGGUUGGGGGGGGGAAUCCAGGUAGAAUCAUGAAAAGAAUUGCCCCCUGAAUUAUAACGCGUGCGAAACGGACGCGUGACACGGGUGAGACGCUAACUCGCGCGGUGCGUGAGGUCAUCGUGAGAAAGGCACUGCACGUGCCCGCUGACCCCUGACCUCCCUGCUGAUUGGUGGAGCAGCGGCUUUACCCUGGAACGGCAGGGAAGAUGGGGAGGAGUCCUUGGGUAUAGUUAAUGCGCUUGAUUGUGAAAUUUUGAAACUGGACCCACUUGGAGAGUUUGUUUUUUUUUGCCCUCCCCCCCGUAACACUAAAGUGUUAUGUAACAAGAACAAAAAAACUUCAGGAAUGAACAGCUGCAGGCAAACCAAAUUGUGGCUCGGAUCCUAAAAAACGAGCCCAGCUUCUGCAGCUCCGUUCAUCUUCAAUCGCCCUUUUUGCCAAAGUGCUUCUUACGAGCGAAGCGAUGGACGCUGUUCUGUCCGACUGCGCAGCUCUGCGGCUCAAGGAAGUGCAGCUGCGCAUCAGAGAUGACUUGCACAAACAUUCGCUUCAGUCUUUUGUGUUCAAUGCUGCGUCUGACAAGAGACCUUACAUUUCUCUCUUCAGAUUAACGGCAUAACGCACAAAUUUUAUCGGGACAUCUGCUGUUUUAUGAUCAAUCAAAAUAAAAAAACUCGCCCUUUUUGUUCUUUCCAUUAAACGGAAGGUAAAUAUUAUUCUCCUGGGGUUCCAUGAAGGAAAUCUUAAUUUAUUAGAAAAUAAUUUGUAUGAGUAGUGAUAUGUUCUAUGUUUUAUUCCGUAAAAAAAAAAAAAAACAGUUCUACGUAUUUAAUUGUGUUGGUGUCUUAAACGGAAGGGAAGUUCCCUUUGGUCCCCUCGCGGGCGCUGUCCGGCGUGGCGCGAGGAAGGCGUAUCGACACGUGUGCCUUAAACUUCCCAGGCCCGGAGUGCGCGGGGACCGCGGAAAGGAGCGUUUAUCGGUGCGGAAUCGUGCGACGGGGCUGUGGUCCACACAGGGCUGGAGCUCUCUGGUCAUGCGGAGAUUCUCUCAUUUUCAUCCCGCUUUUGAAAUUUAUCUCGUGGCAACGGCUCCAUUGCGCUCGGUUUUCCGCUGAUUCUCUUUGACUCGUAACGGCACGGUUUUGGCACUGGACUCUUUCCAUUCAGGAAGUAAACAAAAAUAAAUGAGUGAAAGGAGGUGCUUCGUUCUGCGCCAGAAUCCUCGGCAAUAUCUCUUUUAACUCCUUUUGUUCUUUGUCGCUUAAAGGAAAAAAAAAAACUUGAUCAUUUUGUAAAUUUGAAAUUCUCCGUUCAUCAGUCACGUGAUGUCAUUUUCACAGCGGUGGUUUUGUUAGCUGCCCGGGCCUAACGAGCGUGUUGCUUUUAGUUUUGUUCCUAAAGUAAUCGGUCAGUAAUUUUCGUCCUCCUCAGGACAGUGAAAGAAUGGGUUUGACAGGGAAACAAGGUUUCAUUGCUACUUCUAUGAAGAAUACUAUCUUUCUGUCACUAAAAAUUUAGUUAAACGGGCAUUCCUGUUGAUUGUGAAUGUUUUCCUGUAAUACAUGACUGAAAAUGUAUUUGAAUUCCAGAUACCCUGGAUGCCUAAUUAAGACACAUUUUUUCCUCAUUGAUUACUGACAUUUUGGAAAGAGAUUGUAGAAUAAGCGUAACAUGGCAUCUGUGUGCUUGAUGUGGAGGGGAUGGUUGUGAAGAGGCGAGCCUGUUUUGAGUGACAGGCAGACACACACACACACACACAAUUGCUGUUUGUACACGUACACACACACACAGGCCUUCUAUUUGUACACCCACACAAAUAAUUGUACACACUAGACCGGGGUACAAAUAUUUCAGCUGUAGAUGUCAGCAAAAUUUUAAACUAGACCCCUGAGAAUUUUUAGUAAAGCACAUUGCUAACCAAUUUGGACAGCCAUAGGGGAAAAUUUCUGAACAUGUGUGGCAGUACAUAUUUGCUUUUAAAUUGUAAGUAAUCUGCAAGAGUUUACUGGUGUCUUAAAAUGUGUGCAUUUCAAAUAUGUUUUUAAUCUGGAUCUGUUUACACACACACCACUAUCUCUUGGAUCAGGCAGCAGGUAACUGAAAGCUCAGCCUCGCCCCUUCACUCCACCAGGUGAACACCUGUGGGAGCGCCACACCCACCCCACUUCACGUCAGGCACACACACACCUGUGGGGCCUGGUCCUGCCCACAGUAGGUCAUGUGCCUUCAUCUGUGUGUCUGUGUAACUGCGAUUGGACAUGGACAUGGUUUAAAUAAAGAGGAUAAAUCUGGAUGAA